Epithele typhae is the source of this 642-nucleotide messenger RNA. RefSeq lists its product as uncharacterized. Lineage: Eukaryota; Fungi; Basidiomycota; Agaricomycetes; Polyporales; Epitheliaceae. The transcript is spliced from 8 exons. The record is from RefSeq and is a predicted model, not a curated record. Bases 1 to 642 code for a protein of 213 amino acids.
AUGCCGCCUAUGAGCAUCGAGCACCGCAACACCUUGCAUCAGAUUAUGCGGGGUCCGUACAUGGAUAUGGAGGUCGCACUAGUAUGUGAGGCCAUCCAGAACGGCCUUGGAGGUCGCAUCAAGGUGAAGAAGAACAACGGCGGGAGCCUUACGUUCCCCCAUGGCCGCUGUAGGUUCUUACAUCGGACGACCGUGAGUUGGGGCUGGCACCCGGAUCAUGGCGGCGGUGGCAAGGGAAAGGGCAAGAAAAGGUCCGCGAAGGGGAAGGAUUUCCGAUCGGACGUAGUGGCCGCGUUGGGUCGCAAACUCAUCGAGGCGCUUGGCCUGGACAACGUCCAAGGCGGGUUUAACCUCCAGAAGUGGAACAGAAUCUGCGCUCGCAACUGGAAUGCUUCAUACUAUUCGUGCUCUUGCAAGUACGCGCGGGCGGGCCGCACUGUGGGGGUGGCUGUGCCCGAGGAAUACCUCCGCGCGGUCCCCAGCCCUUCCGCCUCACUCAGCUAUCCUGGCCUGCGCGGCGAGCGUGAGGAUCGAUACGGCAGCCUCCGCGUGGAGACGAAACGCAUCUGGACGCGCCGCGCGUUCCCGUUCGCCCUCGAUCUUGCCUUUUCCACGCUCGUCAUCCUCCUCGGUCUCGUCUAA